This is a messenger RNA of Exaiptasia diaphana, 1396 nucleotides long. Its product is annotated as COP9 signalosome complex subunit 6. Gene Ontology annotation, biological process: protein deneddylation. Gene Ontology annotation, cellular component: COP9 signalosome. Lineage: Eukaryota; Metazoa; Cnidaria; Anthozoa; Actiniaria; Aiptasiidae. The record is from RefSeq and is a predicted model, not a curated record. Gene Ontology annotation, molecular function: metallopeptidase activity; protein binding. The coding region runs from base 73 to 1026 and encodes 317 amino acids. The transcript is spliced from 10 exons.
CACAUCGCAAAAAAAAGUGUUUACCCAUAAGCCUUUGGUGCCCGGUACGAGCGGUUACCUAGCGAUCUCAAGAUGGCGACUCCUAUGGAAGUUCAAGGAAAAGGAGAAGAAAAACAUCUUGUUGUGGCCAGUUCUGGCGCUGCUGGAAGUGUAUCUGUAGCUCUUCAUCCUUUAGUUAUAAUGAAUAUUUCUGAACAUUACACUAGAAUACGUGCACAAGAAGGGAAGCCAAAUCCACAAGUUGUUGGUGCUCUGUUAGGGACGCAGGAUGGCAGAAAUGUUGAGAUAUUUAAUUCCUUUGAACUUCAAUUUGAUGUGUUUGAUGAUGGCCAUAUCAUAAUAAACAUGGAAUACUACAGAACCAAAGAAGAACAAUUUCGUCAAGUUUUCAAGAACCUUGAUUUCCUUGGAUGGUAUUCGACGGGUAUUGCAGCACAAGAAAGCGAUAUUGGUAUUCAUAAGCAGGUUUGUGAAAUUAAUGAAAGUCCAUUGUUCCUGAAGCUGAACCCUCUGGCCAGCACAAGUGAUCUGCCAAUCACAAUGUAUGAGAGUGUUAUAGAUCUCAUUGAAGGAGAGACAAGGAUGCUCUUUGUCGAGGUUCCAUAUACUCUUGCCACAGAAGAAGCUGAAAGAAUUGGUGUUGAUCAUGUUGCGAGGUUAUCAGCAACAGGCACAGUUGAUGGAGCUACAGUAUCUGAACAUCUUCUAGCUCAAUAUAACGCCAUCAAGAUGCUUCUUUCUCGUGUUAAAAUGAUUCUUGAAUAUGUGAAUGCUGUGAAAAAAGGUGAAGUUCCCUGUAACCAUGAAAUCAUGAGAGAUGCUUUGAGUCUUUGUCAGAGAUUACCAGUGAUGAAGACAGAGAUGUUUAAAGAAGGCUUUUAUGACCAAUGCAACGAUGUAAUGCUGAUGUGUUACCUAGCAACCGUCACCAAAGGCUGUAAUAGCCUUAAUGAGUUCAUUAACAAGUUCACCGUGGUCCACGAUCGACAUGGGAUAGGAAGACGAAUGAGAGGAUUGCUUUUUUAGAAACAACAACAAAGUUGAGCUGUACAGAAAUCCCAUGAAGGGUUCCUGUUUGUUCCAUUGAAAAAAGUCCUUCCGUUCUUUCGUUGAAACUGAAUGUGUUUUUGUACACAAAUGAAUCAUAUCUGUUCGGCUUCAAAAAGAUCUUACAGGUAUUUUAAAAUCGUUUAAAAAAUUUGCCGAAACGUGACCGAGUUUUCUUACUUUAAGUCUCUUCUUGUAGAAAUUACAUUAAUAUGAAUUAUAUUAAUGUUGGUCUGAAUUGGAAGAUGAAUUUACAUUGUACAUUUGUGUUUUGUGGUGGAAACUUCGGAUAUUGUAAAUAAACAUAUAACAGAAGAAAUAUUAAAGUGAAAUGCAGGAAACAGAAUGA